Saprolegnia diclina VS20 is the source of this 1673-nucleotide messenger RNA. RefSeq lists its product as hypothetical. NCBI's taxonomy places the organism in Eukaryota, Oomycota, Saprolegniomycetes, Saprolegniales, Saprolegniaceae. The annotation marks the transcript as partial. The transcript has 14 exons. The record is from RefSeq and is a predicted model, not a curated record.
CGAUGGAUGACUUUAGCAAGCAAGUCCGCGCGCGCCUCCAGCUGCAAGCAAAGUUGAACGAAGUGAAAAAGCCAUCAAAUGAAUACAUGGGUCUCUCGGACAAGACGGUGCACUCGCCGGGCCAAACGGGCUGCUACUGCCGCGACUGCCUCAAAGUGCGCAAGGAAGAGUGGCGCAUUGGCGACAUCAACGCGACGGUCGUCGGGCCGCGCGACCAAUGGAUCAUGUACCAUUGGGGCUGCGCCGAGCGCGGUGCGCUCUGCACGCAAUCGACCGAGCCUGUGCUACAGCCGCAGGUGGCGCCGCCGGUGCGAGAGAUAAUUGUCGUUGAAGACGCGUCGCGGCGCAAGACCAAGAUCGAGCGCGACGCCAAGUUUCGCGCUGUCGCGUCGGGGAAAUACCAUACGCUCCUCCUCGCCGACUCGCACCAGCUUUUCGCGUGUGGCGACAACACGUACCAUGCGCUUGGCACGGCGCCGACACCGUCGGCCGAGACGGAGGAGCUCGUGCCGGUCUCGGUCAUGCACGUGUUCCCGCCCCUCACCGGCUCCAAGAUCAUUGCCAUCGCAGCGACCGAGUACGCCUCGUUUGCGCUCAUCGACAAACCACAGGAAGCCAACGCAGAUGCUGAGGCCAAGGAGCGCGAGGCACAAGAGCCCGCCAUACUGCGGCGAAAGCGGUCCACCUUGGUCACCUUGGACGCGACCAAAGACAUGAACGAGCACAACCGACUGUACUCGUGGGGGCGCGGCGACCGGGGUGUCUUGGGCCAUGGCUCGAUUGCGUCUGAAGCCACACCGCGCGUGGUUGCUGCGCUCGCAAGCUUCCGCGUCACGCAGAUCGCGGCCGGUCGGCAGCACGUCUUGGCGCUCACAGAUCACCACGGGCUUUUUGCGUUUGGUGGCGGCCGACACGGCAAGCUCGGCACCGGCACGACUGAGGACCACUGGGAGCCUGUCCGACUCGAUGCAUUUGACCGCUUCUUUGUGGCGGCGAUCGGUGCCGGUGAUGAGUUUUCGGUGGCGCUCACCGCGAUCCCGACGCCAAAGAACGGCGCGUUCGUCUAUACAUGGGGCCUUGGCGCGCACGGGCAGCUCGGGCACCGCGACAAUUGGAACAGCAAAGUGCCGCGCGCCAUCGACGAGCUCAAAAGCGAAAAGAUCACGAGCGUCAGCGCCGGUGCGCGGCACUCGCUCGCCAUCACGAUCGACGGCGACGUCUGGGUCUGGGGCCACGGGCUCCAUGGGUCGCAGCCCGACACGUCGGCAGUCCACGACAUUCGAGCCGCGUCGCUUCUAUACCCUCGUCGCGUGUUCCUGCAGGGCAUCCACGUCAUUGGCGCAGUCGCGGGGCACGAGCGGACGUUUGUGUGGGGCGACCGAGCGGGUUUGAACAAGAUUGAGCGGCCUCCACUCGACACGAGCUUGCUCUCGGCCUCAAGCGAGUGCAGUGCCAAGACCACGACCAAGUCGUUGCGCUCCGACUGCCUCCGCGUGCUGUACAUGUGCGGCACCUGCCACCUUGCCGAGCUCUGCGUCGUGUGUGCGGCCAAGUGCCACGCCAAGCACGCGCUGCAAGUGACGUGGACGCUCGACAACUGUCUCUCGACCGCGUGCGACUGCGCGUGCAACAAGAGCGAUGCCGCAACACCCGCAACGACAACAACAUGAGGU